AGAUGGAGCCCUCUUUGGACCAACCGGAAUACGCCGUCUUCUUCUGCGUGAUGGGCGCCGUGUCGGCCAUUGUCUUCUCGACGUUGGGAGCUGCCUAUGGAACCGCUAAGGCCUCCGUUGGAAUCUCAUCGAUGUCGAUCAAGCAUCCGCAGCUGAUCAUGAAGGCGAUCGUUCCGGUGGUCAUGGCUGGCAUUAUAGCCAUUUACGGGUUGGUGAUUGCGGUUCUGCUGGCGGGCUCAAUCGUCAAUCGCCAUAGCGCCUACAAGGGAUUCCUGAAUCUUAGUGCUGGACUGGCUGUGGGUGUUUCUGGGAUGGCGGCUGGAAUUGCUAUUGGCGUUGUGGGGGAGGCUGGAGUCCGGGGAUCUGCCCAGCAGCCAAAAAUAUUUGUAGCUGUCAUCCUUAUUCUGAUAUUCGCAGAGGUCUUGGGUCUGUAUGGUCUCAUUGUGGCCAUUUACUUGUUUACCAAGUGAUUCGGUGGCAAUAAACAUGUUUCAUUCUAUGAAGCAUUUUACAUUUACAAAAUGGAA
Messenger RNA from Drosophila ficusphila, 527 nucleotides. It is a transcript of the gene Vha16-4, whose product is annotated as V-type proton ATPase 16 kDa proteolipid subunit. The record is from RefSeq and is a predicted model, not a curated record. NCBI's taxonomy places the organism in Eukaryota, Metazoa, Arthropoda, Insecta, Diptera, Drosophilidae. Gene Ontology annotation, molecular function: proton-transporting ATPase activity, rotational mechanism. Bases 3 to 470 code for a protein of 155 amino acids. Gene Ontology annotation, cellular component: proton-transporting V-type ATPase, V0 domain. Gene Ontology annotation, biological process: proton transmembrane transport. The transcript has a single exon.